Tetranychus urticae (two-spotted spider mite) is the source of this 1926-nucleotide messenger RNA. It is a transcript of the gene GlnRS, whose product is annotated as Glutaminyl-tRNA synthetase. Gene Ontology annotation, molecular function: glutamine-tRNA ligase activity; ATP binding. The record is from RefSeq and is a predicted model, not a curated record. Gene Ontology annotation, biological process: glutaminyl-tRNA aminoacylation; translation. NCBI's taxonomy places the organism in Eukaryota, Metazoa, Arthropoda, Arachnida, Trombidiformes, Tetranychidae. Gene Ontology annotation, cellular component: cytosol; aminoacyl-tRNA synthetase multienzyme complex; cytoplasm.
UGUUACACUGCAGCUUCUAUUUUGUAGAAUCUGUAAUUCAAUUCAACUUGUAACUUGAUUUAUGUUUACAUGUCAUCUAAUUGCCGGCAACUUCCGUUUUGUUGAUCUAUCUUAUUUUUUCGUUUAAUUUACCGAGGUUAAUAGUUGCUUAACUCUUAUUAUUUUGUAUUUACUUUCUGUUUUGCCAAGAUGAAUGAAAACGGUGAUGGCGACUGUGAAGAUAUCACCUUUAAGUGGAGUAAAAAAGUGCCCUUUCACAAAGUUGGUGAAAAUUAUAAAACGGAUGGUUAUGUUGUUACUCCUAACACUGAAGAUCUUUUGAGGAGUCAUGUCAAGAGAAUUGGCGGUCAAGUUCGCACAAGAUUUCCUCCUGAACCAAACGGAAUUUUACAUAUCGGUCAUGCUAAGGCAAUCAACAUAAAUUUUGGCUAUGCCAAGGCUAACGGUGGUAUCUGUUUUCUUAGGUAUGAUGAUACUAAUCCUGAGAAAGAGGAAGAACGUUUUGUUCGAGAAAUUCAAGAAAUGGUUGAAUGGCUUGGUUACAAACCGUAUAAGAUUACUUAUUCUUCAGAUUACUUUGAUUUGCUUUAUCAAUAUGCUUAUGAGCUUACUCGAAGAGGCCUUGCCUAUGUUUGCCAUCAAAAACCAGAAGAGCUACGUGGUUUUGAUCCACCACCAUCUCCUUGGAGAGACAGGCCUGUCGAAGAAAAUUUAAAGCUUUUCGAGGACAUGAAAAAUGGGAAAAUGCAAGAAAAUGAAGCAACUCUUCGCAUGAAAACUACACUCGGUGAUAAUAAAGUUGAUCCAGUUGCCUAUCGAAUCAAGUACAAGCAUCACCAUCGUACUGGAGACAAAUGGUGCAUCUAUCCUACUUAUGAUUUUACGCACUGCUUAUGCGAUUCUAUUGAAGAUAUCACCCAUUCUUUGUGUACUAAGGAAUUUCAGUCUCGUCGAGCGUCUUAUUAUUGGUUGUGUAACUCACUUGAUCUCUAUUGUCCAGUUCAGUGGGAAUACUCUCGUCUCAACAUGGCCAAUACUGUAGUGUCAAAGAGAAAGAUUGCCAAACUAAUUGAAGAAAAGAUUGUUGCUGAUUGGGAUGAUCCCAGACUUUAUACUCUCACAGCUCUUCGUCGUCGAGGUUUCCCGCCCCAAGCAAUUAAUUCUUUUUGCCUUUCUUUGGGCUUAACGGGAGCUCAAACAAUAACCGAACCUCAUAUGCUCGAAGCUCAUGUUCGAGAUUAUCUCAAUAAAUAUGCUCCUAGAGCUAUGUGUGUCAUGGAACCAUUAAAAUUGAAAGUGCUAAACUAUGACAAGUACUUUCAAAGUAAACCACACUCUCUAACCGUUGAAAACUUACCUACCAAUCCAUCAUUAGGUAGUCACUCAAAAAUCUUCGAUGAGUAUGUUUAUAUCGAGCGUGAGGACUUUUGUGAAGGUGCCAUGCCGAAAGGAUACAAACGUUUGACUAAUGAACAAACUGUUGGUUUACGGUUUGUAAACAUGGUUGUCUCUGUUCACCAAGUGAUUAAAGAUGAAGACGGUAACAUAAAAGAAAUUGAAGUCAAUAUAGCCCCAGUCGGUGAAGUUAAAAAGCCUAAAGCUUUUAUUCAUUGGGUAUCGCAUCCUCGCCCAGUAGAGAUCCGUCUUUAUGAUCAUUUAUUUAAACAUAAAAAUCCUGAAGACAAAGACAAAGUUCCUGGUGGUUUUGUAUCUGACGUCAACCAUAAUUCAUUAAAAGUAGUAUCCGGAGCCUUAGUUGAUAUUGAAGGAUCUUACGAAAAACUGAAAAAUGAAAGAUACCAAUUUGAAAGGAUUGGUUAUUUUGCACUAGACCCGGAUUCUACUGACGAUAAAUUGGUGUUCAACAGAAUUGUGACUCUUAGAGAAGAUAAAGAUAAAUAAACUACAAAAAUUUUUAUGCAUGAA